Molecule: messenger RNA, 1194 nt
Organism: Oryzias latipes (Japanese medaka)
Lineage: Eukaryota; Metazoa; Chordata; Actinopteri; Beloniformes; Adrianichthyidae
Gene: anxa4
Product: annexin A4
Cellular component (GO): vesicle membrane; nucleus; cytoplasm
Molecular function (GO): phosphatidylserine binding; calcium-dependent phospholipid binding; calcium ion binding
Source: RefSeq, marked provisional
UUCUAGCAGGCUUUCGGCUGUAGAAACCUUUCGCUUUGAAAAGCUUCCAGGACCUCCAGUUUGGAACUUCACUCUAUCCCUACAAUGGCAGCCAUCGGAAACCGUGGAACAGUGACUGAGGCGUCCGGCUUCAACCCCGAUGACGACGCCCAGAAGCUGAGGGAAGCCAUGAAAGGAGCUGGCACCGAUGAAGCAGCCAUCAUCAAGGUCCUUGCACACCGCACUAUCGCUCAAAGGCAGCGCAUCAAACUGGCAUACAAGCAAAGUGUUGGCAAGGACCUGGCUGAGGAUCUGUCAUCAGAGCUGAGUGGACACUUCCAGAGUGUGGUUCUGGGUCUGCUAAUGCCUGCGCCUGUGUAUGAUGCCUAUGAGCUGAAGGCUGCUAUGAAGGGGGCUGGAACAGAGGAGGCCUGUCUCAUCGAUAUUCUGGCUUCACGGUCUAACAGUGAAAUGAAUGCCAUUAAUGAGGUCUACAAGAAAGAAUAUGGAAAGACCCUGGAGGAUGCUGUGUGUGGGGACACAUCUGGAAUGUUUCAACGGGUUCUGGUCUCGUUGCUCACGGCUGGACGGGAUGAAAGCGACAAAGUGGAUGAAGCCCAGGCUGUGAAAGAUGCCAAGGAUAUCUUUGAGGCUGGAGAGGCCCGAUGGGGCACAGAUGAGGUGAAAUUCCUCACGGUGCUGUGUGUGAGGAACCGAAACCAUCUGCUGCGAGUGUUUGAUGAGUAUAAGAAGAUUUCUAAGAGAGACAUUGAGGACAGCAUCAAGAGGGAGAUGUCCGGCAGCCUGGAGGACGUUUUUCUGGCCAUAGUGAAAUGCCUGAGGAGCAAGCCAGCGUUUUUUGCAGAGCGAUUAUAUAAAUCCAUGAAGGGCUUGGGCACCACAGACAGUGUCCUCAUAAGAAUAAUGGUGUCCAGGGCCGAGAUUGACAUGCUGGACAUUAAGGAACACUUCCUGAAGACGUAUGGAAAGUCUCUACACUCUUUCAUCAAGGGUGACACGUCUGGGGAUUACCGUAAAAUCCUGCUGGAACUGUGCGGAGGCGAGUAAAGGGGGAAAAAACACAACAGCUUUCAGAGCAGUCUUUGCUCUUGAAAUCAGUCUCUUUUUUUAUGUUUUCUGCUUAAAAAACAUAACACAUUGGGUUGUUUUACACUUUGCAAUACUAAUUAAACCAAAUGCCUGUGACAAUUUACA